Molecule: messenger RNA, 3067 nt
Organism: Pungitius pungitius (ninespine stickleback)
Lineage: Eukaryota; Metazoa; Chordata; Actinopteri; Perciformes; Gasterosteidae
Gene: piwil1
Product: piwi-like RNA-mediated gene silencing 1
Exons: 21
Coding region: 128-2698 (856 amino acids)
Biological process (GO): regulatory ncRNA-mediated gene silencing
Cellular component (GO): P granule
Molecular function (GO): RNA endonuclease activity; piRNA binding; protein binding
Source: RefSeq, a predicted model, not a curated record
AUAAAUUUUUUUUUUAUCUUUACAAGCGUAUUAAUAUAUGAUGUGAAGAGGCCUUGGUCAAAUUGCUUGUCAUCGUUGCACCUGUGGUAAUACUUUCUUUCGUCGAAUGUUUUGAGACUUAACCAAAAUGACUGGACGGGCGCGAGCUCGAUCAAGAGGCCGAGCACGCGGUCAAGAGACUGCGGUCCCGGGAGCGAGCCAUGCUCGAGGAGAGCCCGAACCACCCGCUCCCCCACCUGCAGAGGGAGAGCUUGUUGGUAGAGGGAGACAGAAAAGUGCUCCAGUACCCUUUUCUGCAGACGCUGUUCUACAGAUUUCAGCUGGAUUUCAGCAGGUGAAGCUUGGCGAAAGAGGCGGACGGCGACGUGAUUUCAACGAUGUAGGGAUCAACACAAGGCGUGCUAUGGAGCAUGUCAAGGAUUCAAAGUUGGGAACAUCCGGUUCUCCGAUUCGGUUGACAGCCAACUUCUUUCGCAUCUUGUCCCGUCCUGAGUGGGUGCUGUAUCAGUACCACGUGGACUUCAAUCCACCGAUGGAGGCUCGUCGUCUGAGAUCCGCCCUCCUCUACCACCACGAGGAUGUUCUUGGCCCCGCACGGAGCUUUGAUGGAGCUUUGCUUUUUUUACCAAAGAGAUUGGCCCAAAAGGAGACAGUGCUCCACAGCGAAACAAGGAAUGGAGAGAAAGUUCAGAUAACUGUCACCAUGACGAAUGAACUCCCGCCCACAUCCCCAGUGUGCAUUCAGUUUUACAACAUUCUGUUCAGAAGGAUCUUGGGGAUUCUCGACAUGCAGCAGAUUGGACGCAACUACUACAACCCCAAGGAUCCACUCGACAUCCCAAAACACAGCCUGACCAUCUGGCCGGGCUUCACCACCACCAUUUUGAGGUACGAGACCUCCAUCAUGCUGUGCACUGACGUGAGCCACAAGGUGCUGCGUAGUGAGACAGUCCUCGACUUUAUGGCCAACCUGAGGCAGAAGUGUGGAGGUGAACGCUUCCCUGAGAUCUGUGCUAAGGAGCUCAUUGGACUCAUAGUCCUCACCAAGUACAACAAUAAGACCUACAAGAUUGAUGAUAUUGCGUGGGAUCACACUCCAAACAACACAUUCACGAGGGGAGACAAGGACAUUUCUUUCAAGAACUACUACAAGACGCAAUAUAACCUGGACAUCGUCGAUGGCAACCAGGUGCUGCUGGUCAGCCAUGUGAAGAAGUUGGGUCCCGCUGGAGUUGCGCCUCCUGGCCCCGCCAUGCUGAUCCCAGAGCUGUGCUACCUAACAGGCUUGACUGACAAGAUGCGAACGGACUUCAACAUCAUGCGGGACUUGAGCGCCCACACUAGAUUGGAUCCAAUGGCGAGGGAGGGGCGCCUCAACAGAUUUGUCAGUACUAUUCAGGGGAAUCCUGACGCACAAGCAGAGAUGGAUAAAUGGGGACUCUCCUUUGAUAAGCAACUCAUAAAUCUGAAAGGCAGAGUCCUUCCACCAGAGAGGCUUUUCCAGGGAUCAAGAUCGUACGACUACAGGCCCACCGAUGCUGACUGGUCCAGAGAGAUGCGUGGCUUGCCUCUGAUCAGCUCUCCUCCGCUGGAGAACUGGCUGUUGUUGACCACCCGUCGCACCAGCACUGAAGCCCAGUCCCUCCUGCAGACCCUCGGCAAGGUCUCCGGUCCACUCAACAUCCGGAUGCAGAGACCCGUCAUGAUUGAGUACGAGGAUCAUCAAGAAUCUCUACUCAGAGCCCUGCAGAACAAUGUUGGACCCCAAACACAGAUGGUGGUGGUGGUCCUCCCCAGCAACAGGAAGGACAAGUAUGACAGUGUCAAGAAGUUCCUUUGUGUGGACUGCCCCACUCCCAGCCAGUGUGUGGUUUCCCGUACCCUCAGCAAACCGUCCGCACUCAUGACUGUGGCAACCAAGAUUGCUCUUCAGAUGGCCUGCAAGAUGGGAGGAGAGCUCUGGAGUGUGGAAAUCCCUCUCAAACAGCUGAUGAUUGUGGGCAUUGACUGCUACCAUGACACCAUUGCUGGGAAGAGGUCUAUUGGAGCUCUGGUUGCCAGCCUCAAUCAGGGCAUGACCAGGUGGUUCUCAAAGUGUGUGUUGCAGCACAGAGGCCAGGAAAUAAUGGAUGGACUGAAGAUGGCUUUAUGUGCUGCACUGAAGGACUACCUGAAGUUCAACAACUCCCUGCCUUCACGCAUCAUAGUGUACAGAGAUGGUGUGGGAGACGGCCAGCUGCACAGCGUGGUCAACUACGAGGUUGCACAGAUCAUCGAAUCCAUCAAGUCCAUGGGGCACGACUACAUGCCCAAGCUGAGUGUGGUUGUGGUGAAGAAGCGCAUUAACAGUAGGUUUUUUGCCCAAAUGUCUGGGAAGGUGUCCAACCCUCCCCCGGGCACCGUUGUGGACUCAGAGGUCACCCGUCCAGAGUGGUACGACUUCUACAUAGUGAGCCAGGCUGUGCGCUGUGGAAGUGUCUCCCCAACCCACUACAACGUUGUGUACGACACUAGUGGGCUGAAGCCUGAUCACAUGCAGCGGCUGACCUACAAGCUGUGCCACAUGUACUACAACUGGCAGGGGAUCGUCAGAGUGCCCGCUCCCUGCCAGUAUGCCCACAAGCUGGCUUUUCUUGUGGGUCAAAGCAUCCACAGAGAGCCCCAUGUGAAGCUGGAUGACCUCCUCUUUUACCUAUAAGGAUGGAGCUUUUUUGGGGGGGGGGGCCUGUUCAGCAUGCCCUUGUUGCCAUGUUAAAACCUUAUGUUGUGUUGCACUAGCCAAAGCUGAGUUGUUGUUUAUUUUUUAUUUUUUUUAAACAAAAUGUUAUAGCCUUGUGUAUGGAGUUAUGCAAUUUGGGAGGUUGGUGUGUUUUUUUGUUAACAAUUGCAAGGCCCCUGGCAAGUUGUAGGUUCUUGUUAAUGUGGGGCGUAAAAGCAGGCUCAAGUGUCACAUUUAGUUACUAACUGGGUCAACAUCUGGGUAUUAUUUAUGUUGCAGUCAUUUAAGCAUCUGUGUUGUCAUUUGACCUUAAAUCACAAAUGCAAACAUUAAAAAAUAUCAAAUUUA